AUGCCGACGGUAGCGGAGCUGAAAGCAGUUUUAAGGGACACACUGGAAAAAAGAGGUGCUCUUGGACAAAUAAAAGCAAGGAUCAGAGCUGAAGUUUUUAAUGCGCUGGAUGACCAAACUGAACCACGGCCACCGCUGUCUCAUGAAAAUCUCUUAAUCAACGAACUAAUUCGUGAAUAUCUGGAAUAUAACAAAUAUAAAUACGCAGCAUCUGUUUUAACUGCAGAAUCUGGCCAGCCUGAAGUGCCCUUGGAUAGACAGUUUCUUGCCAAAGAGCUGAACGUAGUCGAAGACGCAAAUGGAAGAUCAGUCAGACCUCUCUUGUACGGGAUUAUCUCUCAUUUCUUACAUGGUGGUAAAGAAGAAAGUACCCAGAAUACCCUUCCAAAAGGGUCUUUGCUGAAUUAUCCAAAGCAGAACCUUGGCAAACCACCUAGUGAAAGAAAUCAAAAAGAUAGAAUUCCAGAACCAGGAAGGAUGGCUGGCGUGAGCAUUGAAGAGCCCCUUGUUUUACAAAGUAUAAACAGAUGA
Nipponia nippon (crested ibis) is the source of this 531-nucleotide messenger RNA. RefSeq names its product centrosomal protein 20 (gene CEP20). Gene Ontology annotation, cellular component: centrosome; ciliary basal body; motile cilium. NCBI's taxonomy places the organism in Eukaryota, Metazoa, Chordata, Aves, Pelecaniformes, Threskiornithidae. Gene Ontology annotation, molecular function: protein binding. The record is from RefSeq and is a predicted model, not a curated record. Gene Ontology annotation, biological process: cilium assembly; microtubule anchoring.